CACCAGGUCUGGGAGCUCUUGGGAAAAGGGUCAUUCAGCCAUUCAGUCUCACAGUUGGAAUGGUGUCCUAGUGUAGAGCAGAGGAGUUGUAAGCUGAAGAUGAAGGUGUCAGCAUGGCUGUUGUGGGUGGCAUGGCUGUGUACCUGGACAGAGGCGUCGCGCCAGUGUCAGUGCCAGUGCACAUGCCUACCUGAUGAGCAGGUGGCACAUAGGAGGCAAGUUGUACAGGGGUCAGGAAGGUCAGAGGGGAGAGGUCAUCUUCGCCAUCGUUUAACACAUCAGCGGGCGUUACACAAGGCCCUUCGCAGGAAAGGUUCUCGACUCUUCGCAGAUAACGGCCUGCCUCGUAUUGUCCACCAUCCCUCUGAUGUUGUGGUCCAAGCGAGAAGCCCAGCCACACUGUCCUGCAGGGCAGAUGGCAACCCUGUGCCCUCGAUUCAGUGGCUCAGAAAUGGCCAGCCCUUGGACACAGAGAAGAUGGAAGUACAGUCACGGCCCAUCAUUUUACCAGAAGGAAGCUUGUUCUUCUACAGUGUUGCCUCUGGGAGAAAGAGUCAAACACAUGAAGCGGUGUAUACCUGCGUUGCUCGGAACAGUGCUGGAGUUGCGACUAGCAGAAAUGCAUCUCUUCAUAUAGCAGCUCUGCGAGAGGAGUUCCGGGUGCAGCCCAGUGAUGUGGAGGUGGUGGUUGGGGAGGUGGCUGUGAUGAACUGCAGCCCGCCUGUGGGACAUCCUGAGCCAAACAUCACCUGGAGGAAAGACGGAAUCCUCAUCAACAGCAGCCAUGAACAUUACACUGAACUCGAUGGUAAACUGAUCAUUGCUCCAGCUCAGAAGAAUGACUCUGGAGUUUAUAGCUGUAUAGCCUCAAACACAGUUGGAGUGAGAGAGAGUCAGGCUGCUCGGCUAUCUGUAUUAGCCAAACCGGUUUUACUGCGUAAACCAGAGGAUAUAUCAGUGCAGCUUGGGGAGUCAGCACAGUUUUUUUGUGAGGCAGAUGGAGACCCCAUGCCUUCUGUAGAGUGGAGUCGAGAACAAGGACCACUACCCAAUGGCAGAUAUUUAAUCAGCCCAGACCACAGUCUGCAAAUCCACUAUGUGACGGCCCAGGACAUGGGCAUGUACACCUGCACUGCAGAAAAUAAGCUUGGUGUGUCUAUGGCCAGUGUACAGCUGCUUGUAGAGGGUGAAAGCAGGCAAUCAGAUGUGGGAAGCACUAGACUGAGAGAUCUACAUAAGGAGCUGUCUGCCUUACGUGUGAGCCUGGAGAAUGUCACUGUCCUGAGGACAGCGUCCAACAUGUCUCAAGUCACGUGGAGGCUGCAGUCCUCACUCUCACAGCCUCAUUACCUUGAAGGCUUUGAGGUUCUGUAUCGGUCUCUUCUGCCAGCUAGUUCAGAAUGGACAGCUCAAAGGGUUCCUCAGCCUGACCUUCACACUCACGUGGGACCUCUGAAGAGAGGCUACAAGUAUGAGUUUAAAGUCCGACCCUAUGGCAGCAGCCUGUAUGGCAGGGAGAGCAACACCAGACACUUACGAGUGCCAGAGACAGUCCCCAGUGCACCACCUCAGAAUGUCUCAUUAACAAUGCCCACUGACCGUAAUGACACUGUGUACCUGAACUGGGAACCCCCACCUCAUGAGGCUCACAAUGGGAUCAUUCAGGGAUAUCAGGUGUGGUGUGUGGAAUCUGAGGAGCUGAAGUCUUUGAAUUGGACUGUGGACAGUGGAACGCACAGUCUGGAGAUCAGUCCACUGCAUCCCGGCAUGAUGUACUUGGUCUUAGUGGCUGCCGUUAACGGGGCAGGAGUGGGGCUUCAAAGUGACCCAUACAAACUGCUUAUAGAGUCGAGGCAGGAGGCGACACCUUAUCAAACAGGCAUACUCAGUAUGUCUCAUUUUCUCUCUGUGAUUAAAGAGCCAGUGUUUAUCGGCAGCGUUGGCACCCUCCUGUGGUUUGUUUUGAUGAUUACAGCCAUGUUUCUGUACAGGAGACAUGCCAAAUGUGCCAAGCAGGGAGGCAAAAGCUCAGGUUUGUAUAGACUGGAAAGUGAAGACCUCAUCAUCAAACACAGAAUGGCAGCACCAGACUCUCCAUGGAUCUCUGGAGGCUGGAGGCCAGACUCCAGCAGCAAGUCCAAACAGAGCCUUUGGACCCUGAGCCAGGAGAACUCUGGCUUCCGGAGAACCACUCUGCCCAUAACAGCUGUAAAGGACUCCAACCCCCUGCGGUCAGCUGUCCCCAUCGUACCAGACAAUUGCGGAGUCUACGGCACCUUUUACAUGGAUCUAACCGGUAACGGGCUGAAGACAUUUAAUAGUCCAGGGCGAUGUCCCAAAAUGCCCCACGGUGGCUCUCAACUGCAUAACUUGGAGACGGUUCACAUCACUGAGCCCAUCGUUAAGUCCGCCGUUGUAAGGGAAGUACAGGCAUUGCCUUGGAAACGUCCCCUCCCUGCCCAGCCUAAUAUGGGGGUGCUGAAAGAAUCUUGGGAGAAAAAUUACAAAAGAGAGUUGCAUGCUGUGAAAAGUGCCCCUUUAAUGCCUGUGCAUCCACAAGCCCUGGCAUUGUGCAAUGCUCCGGGUAACCAGCAGCAAAAAUUCAGUCAACACCCAGCAGGUGGUGUAUCUGAGUCUGUGAAGCAGCUGAGCUCUCCACGAAUCUUACAUUACUCUGCCUCACUGCAGUUGGUGGACAUGUUGCCCAGCCCUCCACCUCUUCCCAUGGAGGACAACAACAGCCUCAGCUCAGAGGACGAGUCUACCAGGUCCACCAAGCUAACAGUAGACAUUGGCUCUCAGCAGUCUGUGUGUGCCGCUUCUGGGCUUCAGAGUCCAGACUGUCCGUCUCACCACAGCCCCUCCUCGUGUUGCCAUGCCCAGCCAAGCCCCUCCUAUAGUCACCUCUCCACUGCUUCCUUCUGCCUGUCCACUGAUGACUACCAGGAUACCACACUCAGCACUCCGGGCCACAUGCAAUACAUGGAGAUCAUCCCCAAAUCACAAAGACAAAGCGCUCUAUCUCAGAGUUCACCUUCUAUGUCCCGGCCCUUCUCUCCCACACCCACAUUCGGCUACAUCUGCGGACCUGUAGACCGGGAAAUGGGCGGCAUGGAUGACGAACAGGAGUCUCAGCCGAUCAGGCUCAGGAGGGCAACACUGAGGAGCACACCCUCCUCUUGCUACAGCGAAUGGGAGGGCUCGCUGUGGAACGGAUGGGGCUCGGUGUCCGAGAGCAACAUGACCAGUGCUCGAACAAGUAUGAUCAGCUCCUCCGACUGCUCAUUCAUAAAUGAUGCUAACUUUGCCCGUGUCCUGGCUAUGACAGCAGAAUCCAUGAGUGGUUCUUUAUCAGCAGAUUUAUCCCCGCCUGCCUCCCCCCUAAGCGUUCUGUUCCCCCCUCGAGAGUGUUUCGGAGAGGUGGAGCCGCUGCCCAUGUGGGACUGGAGCACCGCUUGGGUGGAGGAGUUGGAGGCCCAGUUCAGAGCAUCCAGAGAGGCCAGAAGAACCUCCACAUCUACCCGACACUCAGGCAUUGAGCACUGGAGAGCACAACUGGAAAACAGCCGCAAAAACCCGUCACACAGAUGAACAACUCCACAUUCCCUCACAGACAAGCUUAAAGCCUCAAACCAAGGGUUAUUUUUUGGACUAUAUUUUCCUGCAUUCCUCAGGGCGUCCCGUUUCUUGUAGUUUUGACAGGCAUAGGUUUGUAUCAAGGCCAAUUAACUCUUGAGAACACAUUUUGCUGCAAGGUUUGUGCGUAUUUCACUCUACAUAUGGACAGUACGACUCCAUAUUAAGGAUAAUUGUACAGGAUAUCCAUAUUGGCAUUCUAAAAAAAUGUAAAUAAACGGAUUUUAUUUAAUAAACCAUAUCAUAUACACUUUUAUAUUACAGAGCCAUCUAAAAUACACAAGAAAUAUUAUACAAGAUGUUUUGUAUUUUAGCCUUUUUAUUCACCUUUUUAUUAUUUUAUGAUUGAACGUGUACAAUGAUGAUGUAUUCGUUAACAUUAGGUAAUUACAUUAAUUAACAUGAAUUAACAAU
This is a messenger RNA of Xyrauchen texanus (razorback sucker), 4050 nucleotides long. Its product is annotated as roundabout homolog 1-like. Gene Ontology annotation, cellular component: axon; plasma membrane. NCBI's taxonomy places the organism in Eukaryota, Metazoa, Chordata, Actinopteri, Cypriniformes, Catostomidae. Bases 100 to 3591 code for a protein of 1163 amino acids. Gene Ontology annotation, molecular function: protein binding. The transcript has 19 exons. The record is from RefSeq and is a predicted model, not a curated record. Gene Ontology annotation, biological process: cell-cell adhesion; axon guidance.